Messenger RNA from Cinara cedri, 23169 nucleotides. The record is from the annotation of a GenBank genome assembly. NCBI's taxonomy places the organism in Eukaryota, Metazoa, Arthropoda, Insecta, Hemiptera, Aphididae.
AUGAAUUGUGACUGCCGUCCAAUGACUCCAGGAUCACAUGAGAAUAUCUACAGGUAUACACCCUAUUGUUCCAACACCAUGGGUUGGUAAAAUAAUUAUAUUUUUCUUUAUUUAUUGAUCUCGACACCAUUCUCGGAUUUACGACUCCGAUUCCCAUUCAAACAUCGGAAAGAAGGUAGUACCAAAAAGUAAACCAAUUAUUUUAUAUUGCAUAGGUACAUUUGUAUACCUACACUUCUAUCUUAUUCUUUGUAGAUACUUCUACAUAGUAUCCUUUUAUUUUAAUUGUCUUUGUCUUCCGUAAUUACAUAUAGUGUCUAACUACCAAUUAUUAUAUAUUUAUUAUUUUUUGUAUUACUUUAAUACUAAAUUAAUAAUUGUAUUGGAAAUAUAAUAUAAUAUCUUCUUUUAAAAGUCGUAUAUAAAAGGGAUUAAUAUCACUAGUAUAAGCGUACUCACUGUGGUGUUCUAAUGGAAAUUUUUUUGAAAUUAUUUUGCUAUCAUUAAAACCUGGGUUAUAUGAAAUCAUUUUUAGAAUAAUAUUUCUUGCAAAAUUCGACUCGAGUCACCAGAAUGAAAAAAUAUGGUGCAAUAUUUUGUUAUCAUCAAGGCUCUAGUUUUAUAACACUGAAAAUAAUUAAAAUAAAUAAAUAAAUAACAAAAUUAUACGCUAUAAUAUGCCAUAAAAACAUUAAAAAAACGGCAAAAAAUGAAAUAUAUAUUUUUUUAAUAUAUUUAUAUAAAUAUAACCCAUAAGAAGUCAUAAAUGUAGACUGUUUGAUGGGUCAAUACGCGGGGCUACUUAAAAAUAGAUUAUAAUACGAAACAAAACCGUACCUAGGUAUUUUUCUUAUGGAUUCACAUGAAUGACACAUUUUUUCUACCAUUUAGAAAAAUACAAAAUAAAUCAUUAUAAUAUAUAUUAUACAUAUUAGCAAAAAAAAGCACUAAAAUUCUAAAAUACUUUUAAUAUGCAAAACAUAUCAAUAUAAAAUGUCAUAUUUGGAGUUAUUAUGCUCGAGUUUCUGUAAAAAAAACCAUAGACAAUAAACAGAUGGAUAGGCUUCAGAGAUAUCCACAUUAUACUAUAAUAUGUAUAUCUGCGAUAAGCUAUUGAAGCUUAUUAUGCAUUAUUUUAUUAAUAUCAAUUUUGAAGUAAACACGUUUUACGCACAGAUAUAUAACAUUUGAACUGUACUACUAAUAAAAGCCACGGACUAAGAAAUUUAAAACUAAUAUAUCAUAGCCUAUGAUCAAAACAUCCAAAACAAAAUAUUAUAAUAUAUAAUUUAUUAUUUAGUCAAUAUACACCGGACAAAGAACAAUGCUUACCGUUGUGUAUGAUAUAUUUGUAUGAUUCAUUCACAGAGUUAUAAUUCUCAUUAUUAAAAUUAAUAUAAAAUAUGUCAACGAUUAUACAUAGAUGUUUGAACAUAAUCUUAAACAGUACUCCAUGCAGGGUGAGAGAACAUAUUUUUUCUUUUCCAUAAAAAAGAACGUGAUCUCAUACAAUGUUAAUCUAGCCUGUUUAUAUGGCCUGUCCAUACAUCUAUUAUCUAUGGACAAAAAAUUCGUUAUAUUUGAUUUGAAUUUUAUAUGGAAAUAAUUAUGAAAGUACCUAGUGUCAAAUUCUGACGUUGGUGUCAUUUACAGACGUAGUACCUAAAUCUCUAUUUUUAUUUGACUUGUAUUGAACUGUUUCUAGGGAAAGCAAUAAAUGGGAUUAGCCUUCGCAUCGGUGUCGAUAGAAGAUAACUUAUAUUAAAAUUAUAUUUGUUGGGAUUUUGUAUGAACAUUAUAAUAAUACUCGGAGUACGACUAUAGCAAGGGCGUGGCAGUGUCCUCGGAGGGCUUAAGUGGAUGUCGUAAAUUUUUAGUAUAUUUGACCUAUUUAAAAUAUUUUGUUUGUAAAUAGUGUAAUAUGUAUCCCUCCCGAACAGUGAAUGCCGUUAUAUUUAUUAAAUAAUUAACUUUUUUAAUUAGAGAAUACCGAUUACUCGGCUGUAUUUGAAUCUUUUAGCGACACUGUUAUAAUAAUAAAAACAAUAAAUUGUACAUAGGUAUGUUUUGUGAACAUAAUAUUACACUGCAUUUUGUUUUCUGUUCAUUCGGGCCUUAAGAAAUAAGUUAACAUUUAAAUAGAUUCGAUAGUCUUUUUUUCGUAGACACCUUUUUUAAAUUCUAUAAAUUCCCCAUGUCACUCCUACAAUUAAGACAAAUCUAAUGACACAAUAUAUAAUAUGCUAAAAUCCAUCAAACCGUUUAGACUGCAGAGCGUAUCAAAGAACUUACAUGCGUAGGUAGGUUCGAAAAACAUUACCUCUUUCGGCAGUUUGGGAAAAAAAUAAGAAAAUCAUCUUAAUCCACACCUAAUAAUGUAUGUGAAGCUCUGAGAGCAUUUAAUAACCUAUUUGAUAUUUUCACAAUACAUUGAAAAUAAAAUUACAUGACGAUUUAUUUAAAUUGCAUAUUUAAUGUUAAAAUAUAAAAAUGUUGUACUAUUUUAUAAACAUUUUUUUAUAAAUAUUUUAACAAUAGUUAGUAUAUAUGUAUUAUUAUUUUUACCUAUAAAUAAAUGUAUAUUACAUGGAUUUAUAUGGAUUUGUGUAGGGAUUUUUAUAAGUUAAAAGUAAUUAUUAAAAACUUUGACAGAGGUUAAAGUUUGGAGUUACGAAUUAUAAAUCUAAAUUACAAAAGAGUUACAAAAUAUUGAUAUUGGUCCAGAGUAGAAAGUUCAAAGUAGGUAGUCAAAAUCACGCAAUUCCAAUACUCUGUCCAGUUCUCCGCUCGGAAUCAGAAUAUCAUUUAAAAUAUAAAAUUGUACAAAUGAUUCUUCACGUUAUAAGCAUAAUUACAUCUGAUUUUAAACAUAGAGUAGUCUAUAACGCAGCCCGUAAUAUUAUUACGAAACUAUGCGUAAUACGCCUAAUAAAAUAUAUGCUCGCGGUUAUUAGUACACACGAUUAAUACAGUGUUUAUUGUUAUCAAAUGGUUUGUACUUAUGUUUUUUUUUUUUUUCGGAUUUAUUUGUGAUGCAUGUAAAUUUGUAGACUGUGUCCUUCUCAUACGACCUCGCUUUAAAAUAGAUCAUUAUUUCAUAGUUACUUAUAUCACUGCACUAUUAUCUAUAUAUCUGGUUGAAUUUAAAUAUUUAUUUUUUUUAACAAAAGUAUUAAUAAAAAUGAUCACGUCACGUCUUAAAAGACACGCAUUUUUCGGUAUUUGUUUUUAUUUAUGACGAUUUUCUGGGUUGCCUAAACACCCAUAGGAAAACUACGACUAAAACUACUCAACUCACAAUCGUUUCGUUUGCGGUUAUUUAUCGGUGUUUUACAGUCUUAUACACAUAAUGAACUAUUCUGUAUGUAGGUAUCUUAUCUUAUCGACUAUGCAGCUACACCAGCGACCUACCCGUGGGCAUUAUCGACUGGCAAUGUUCUAGAAAUCUUGAAUAUUAAAUUAAUCCGCUUUUUACACGUGCACAAUAUAAUACUAUAUUACAAAACAUAUUAUUCGACAAUAGUAAUAAUAACAAUAAUACGAAGAUAGGAGCGUGUCUGCUUACCUACGGGGACGACCGUUUUUAUUCGGCAGGAAAUGAAAAAUGAUUAUCAUAUCGGAAGAACUACCAUAAUAAUAGGUGCCUACCUACGAUAACUCAUAAUACUGGGAACUAUUAUCGAUAACGUUAGACAACGGAUAAUAUAAUACCGAUUAGAUACUCGAUAAAUAUUAUUACUAUAAUAUUGCGAUAAUGCAACAGCUGAUGAUGAGUCGAUUCGGCUCGCCGAUUAUUCACUCCUUCUCUAAUAUCACGUCCGUCGUGUGUAUAUUAUUAGAGUAAAAUAUUUUGGACUCGGAUAAUAUUAUUCAAUUCACAUCGCACGCGACACGCCAGUCGUCAUCAGCCGGUACGUGUUUGUUGUAGUGCGUUAACUGGUUUUCGAAGUGUACACUUUUGUCGUCAGGUAAGUGAUAAUAGCCAUAGUAUUAUAUUAUUUAUUUUUUACGUGUAUAUCACUGGUAUUUAUAUUUUAUUAGUUAUCGUACUGCUGGCGUUUUACAUUGGGAAUGGUGACGCCCGGGCGACACGCUCUUUCUUAUCACGCCGUGUUUUCGGUAACAAAACAUCAACUGUGUCAUGAGAAAUAAUAAUACAUUGAUUAAUUUGUAUACCGUAGUCAGAUUUUGAGAAUUUUUUUCUGAAUUUCCGGUGUUAACUAAUGAUUUACCUAUUUCUGCAAAAAACUACGUUAAUACUUGAUCAAUCGUUGGCAGAUAGAAAAAGUUCUCAGAGAAAAUAGGAUUACCUGUGUAAACAUAUAGGUAUACAAAUGGUACGCAGGGUUUGAGGCAGGUUUUAAAAUUAAUACAAAAUAAAAACAUAAUAUAGGUAAUAAUUAUGAUACAGGUAAUAUAUAAGUGAAUUUCACACUUUACCUAAUGAUUGUUAAAUAAAAUUAGAAAAAAAAAAUAUUAUCUAAUUUAAAGAGUUAAUCAAAUAUAUAUUUUAUUCGUACGCACCGAAACAAAUGUAUUGCAGAAUUACUGGCGGAAUACCGAUUUGAGCCACACAGGUUAUAUUUAUAUUUAUAUAUAAUUAUAAGCCACACGGGACAUGAUCAUUUUAUUUAAUAAUUUAAAUAAAAAAAUUUAGAUUUUAAAUAAUUGUUCAAAAACAAUAAUCAUGAAUACAUGUGAAAAAAGCACGAGUUUACAACCGUAAAGCUAAAUUGAUAUUUCCCUCUAAUAUUUUGAUACUUUUUGUUUUAGUUUCAAAAAUAAUUUUAUGAUUUUAGAACCAUCAAUUAUUAUUUAUCAUAAUAGCAGUUCCCGAUUAGUUCUGUGUAAUCAAGUAUUUUAUAGCUGUAGGUAUCUACGUUACAGCACUGAUUUCGAAACACGUUUAAAUACAUACGUUUACAUUUAAUAUUCACAAUAUUUGUCACCGAGAAAAUGGCGGCUGCAUAGAGGUUGGCGUCACUCGAUAAGCGGGGUUCGCUGUAUAGUAUAAUGUAGAUAUGUGUGGUAUACCUUUGUAUAUUAUAUUUUAUUCAAAUUGACCGCAGUGGCGGAUACAAGGAGGAGGGGUAGGUUGACAGAGCGAUCGCCUUCCUUCCUUUCGGAAUGUUUUUUUUUCUACGUAAUUCUUUAUGUUCUAUAAUAUUGUUUACAUAGUAUACGGUUGCAAUAAGUUGGCCGGGCGUAGAAUUUCACACAUUAUAAGUCUACAGUCAUAAAUAUAAUAAAUUACCGUGAUAAUUAUUCAAUUUCAUAAUAUUAUAACAUGUAAUAAUAAUAUGUCAACAAUAAUAAAUCAAAAAAGGGGAACUUUUUCAACCUUUCUCCACCCCUAAAACAAUUUAUGUAUAAAAUUAAUAAUUAUUUACUUGCCUUUAUCAAUCUGAAAAAAGUUAUUACACUCUAAGGAACGCAAUGUUACGAGAAAAAGAACAUCUGAUAAAAAUUCUGAAACACCCUAGUACAGAUAUUGUUUUAAAAUAAAUGAUUUAAAUUUUUUUGUCGGUUAUUCUAUAUUGUGAACAUUAUAUAAUUUGAUUUAAAAUUUGUAAAUGUGUUUUUUUUUUUUGUGUCUGUGAGCAAUUUUUCAACCAGAAAACUUGCUCCAAAGUAUCAAGUGUAGUAACGUUUCCGAAAGGUAAUUGUCUCUAGUUGGUACAUUGAGGAGAUCAUUUUAUGAUUUUUUAAAGGUUUUGAAAAUAAUUGGAAAAAAUCAGAAAGAAAGUUAUAAGUAAAACGGCAAAUAUUUAAGGCACCGCUCGUCACGGAGUUACAGUUUUCAUUGUUUUUAAUUUAUGUAACUUAUGUUUUCUACUAUAAAUAUUGCUCCAAUAGAAAAAUAGAAACAAGUGAUCUUUUUUGUUGUAUUUUCAUCUUGUUUAUCAGUAAGUAAUUCGUUUUCAAUUUUCUUGGUAAUUUUUGUAAUAAUUAAGAAAAACUCAAAAGAAACGUAAAACGAGAACUGACAAAUUAACGACGUUACGAUUUCAAUCUUUUAAAUUUAUAUACGCUUUCCGCUUUCUACCAAAAGUAUUAAUCCAAUAGAAAACAACAAGAGAUCUAUUUUGUUGAAUUUUUAAUCAAUAGUUAGUGAUCAAGAAAGUCAUUUUUUUGAUUUUCUUUGAACUUUAUUUAAAAAUUGAGCAAAACCGAAAAUUACGUAAAAAAAACAGGAAAAUUUAUAAAAAUAAUUCUUUAAUUAUUUUAAUAAAGGUGGCUACAGGGAUAAAUUAAAUAACAUUAUGUAUUUCAUCUUCCCAACUACCCACCUAUAACAAUGGCCAUACUCGUCUCUCAGUAUCAGCUCUAUUUAAAUUUGUAGUAUAAUAUUUUAAUAGAAUACAAUUUUUACUGUAAAGACAUAUUUUAUAGCUAUUUUUGUUUUUCGUUAUAAUUUUUAUAACAAUAUCGAAUACAAUUUGUUAAAUAGUUUAAACCUCGUUAUUAAAUUAUAAUUGAUUUGGUUUUCAUCUAUCUUAAAAAAAAAAAAAGGACAAAAAAUGGUUAUAUAAUACAUAUACAUUAUACAUUAAAUUCGUAUAUAGAAUUUGUAAAAUAAAUCAUAUUAAGAUUUUUCACGCUGAUUAAGUUAUGAUGAUUUUUGUAAGUGUAGAGAAUGACUUUAACAUGCGAUAAAGUAUUUUAAAAUAUUAUCCUGCACGGCUGCACCUCUAAAAUUUCCGUUUAUAUGAACUGUGUUACAAUAACUAAAAGGAUAUAAUAUUACAUAAAUCACGCAAUUUUUAAUAACUAGUGUUGGGCGUUUUAAAUAUUCUGUUUGAGACAAUGGACUGUUUCUGAUAUAUUUAUGACCUUCUUUGUUUUUUAGCGGCAAUUAUUCCUUUGUGCAUCUUGGUGAAACUUGUAAGACGCACUGGAGUAGAUGUUCACCGGAUUGAAUUUCAUCGCUGACUCAAUUAAAAUAUAUGUUGUAAAUUUUUUUUGGCCAUCCCGGUUGUCAAUGUACCUAUUAGCUAUUUAUUGUUUUCCAUAUGAUCUGUUUUAGACUCCAUGUGAUGACUGUUAAGCAUUCAGAAGGCAGAACCGGUAUUUCAAUCUGUGGGUCAUCUUCCAGGAGUAUUUGUCAUAUUUGUAAUUAGAGAACCAACUUUUAUUAUUAUUAUUAUUAUUAUUAAGACGAUACGCUAAUCACGAUGUAUAGGUAAGUUGGCUGUAGUUAUCCAAAAUUUAUACAAAUAUUUAGCCGAUUUAAUUAAUUCUAAUGUUGUUGUUAUUGUUUAAGUUCAAUUUCAGAUGUCGAUAAAAUUAAACGAGCUCGGAAUCCAAGAGAAAGUGCAAAUAUUAUCGAAAUCCUAACAUUUAGGUAGGCACCACAAAUUAAAACGGUUCCAGGUUAAAAUAUCUCCAAUUAGAAAUAUUUCCAAUAAAAAAUAUCUGACAAAAUAGAUCCAAUUAAGAAUACAUCCAGAAAAAAAUAUCUCCUAUACAAAAUAUUCCCAGUAAAAAUAUCUUCGGUAAAAAAUAUCUCAUAUAAAAAUAAUGUCUCUAGGAUUUAUAUGAAUAUUUUUUAUUUUAAUUUAAGAUUGUGGGUAAUCCUUCUUAAAUACUUCAAUUUCGUUGUAUUGACUGACAAAUUUGAACAGCCGUACAUCGUAGUUAUUGUAAUUUUUCCUUUUUUUUUUUUUUGAGUGGGUUUGCCCGACAAAGAUUGUUACAUUUUAACAUAAACGUAAGAUUAUUUAGUAAUAUAUUUUAAAUACGUACAUAGUAUAUUAAAUACCUCUUGUAAUGCUUGUUCUCUUUUUAAAAAAAUUAUAAAUUUCCAAAUUGUAACAUGAUUUGCUGAAAGUAAACCAUUAAAUGCAUAAUGCCAACUUUAAACCACAUUAUUCGUCCGUGGUUCAUGUUUGAGUACUGAGUCGUGACAGUUCCAAAUACAAAAAUCAAACUGUGGGGGGCUCCUCCGAUGGUUACGAUUUUAUCGGCCAAUCAAUGUAUCUUCAAAAUAAUUGACUAUCGGUGAUAAAAGUUAAUAAUUUUCCACAAAAUACGUCGAAUCUAUAAGUUCUUUGAAAGUUCGAAUAAUAUUAAUUAUUGGAAUAAACGCUAAAGCACUCAACAAUCGUAUUUAUAGAAAAAAUUCAACGUCAUCACCAUACAUUUUUUGUAAACCACUAUUUUGAAUUUUACGCCACAUUGUUAGAAAUGAAAAACAUCCUAUAAUGUCGGUUAUAGGGAAUUCAUCUUUAAAUGCUGAUAUGAAGGCCAUUUUAUAAUCAAUUAUCAUUCGUUGGGGCGUUAAAUCGAAAACUAAAGAUUUUAACGCUUUCAGAACUUCAAUAUAUGAACCUUUGGACCGAUCUACCAUUAAAAUAUAAACAAGAGGAAAAUAUUGUUUAUUUUAUAUACCAUGUAUAGUAUAAAGUUAAGAAAAUAAUGUUGGUUGAGAACGGAAUGUGUCAUUACCCAACCAACUCGAGCCUUCUUUUAACAUAUUUAAAUUUUCUAAAGUUUAAAAUAUUAAUAUACGCUUUUGAGUUUUACUAUCGUAAAAUAAAAACAUGUCACCUUUGCUUGUUACCAAAUAUUUACCAGAAACGAUUAAAUCACCGAUAUUUAAUGGAUUAGCGAGAAGUUUUUUAUUUUUAGUCCUUUCUCUUCGAAUUGUUUUAGAUAUUUUAUCUGAAUUUGGUAAUUGACCAAUUAUGUGCGUAGAGUGUUUCCACGGCUUGACUUAUCACAUUUCUGGGAGAUAAUACAGUUGUUAUUGCUUUUUCUUUUAUAUUUGUAAUAAUUGUUUUAAUUCUAAUUUUAGUAAUAUCUAGUGCGUGUGAGUAGUGUACAGAUUUUUUUAUUAUUUUUCCUGAAAUUAAAUAAAUAAUAUUAAUUUUAAAUAAAAGUUUCGUGUUAUGGGUUGGCCACUGUUGUAGUUGAGGAUAUAGAGGGGAACUUUAUAUAUUAACUAAAUAACAUUAAAAAAAAAAAAAAAAUAUAAAAUAAUAUUUUAACUAUUUGGAUCUUUUAUUAUCUAUAUUAUUAUAGAUAAUUAUCUAAUAACUUGAAAUAAUAUACUCGUAAAAGUGAUCUAUUUCUUGUUGAUUGGUUGUAUGACAUGUUGUACAUUUAUUUUUUUUGUACUCAGCACAACGCUAAAUGUAUUUAUUCAUAACUUUUUUGUAAAACAAAUUAGUGUACCCGUUAUGAAGUAAUACAUUUUUGCGUUUUUGGCUUACAAUAAACUCUAAAAGCAUUCUUGAUUCUUAUAUCCGUUCAAACUUAGUAUGAAACUGGAACUGUUGAUUUGUGGAUAAAAUCGUUUAUCAUGAUUUAUCAUGUUAUUAUUGCUUGCAGAAAAAUUUAUUUCUAUUUUCGUAAUAGAUUCGUAGGGUAUAACUCGUAUUCACUCGUAAUUGUGACAAAUAUUUCAGAUAAUACUAUACAAUAGGUACUGAUAUGGUGGUUCGUUAUUAUUUCCUGUGUAAUAUUUCCAUUAAAGAUAUUUUUGUAGGGGAUAUUCUUAAUUGGAGAUAUUUUGUCGAAGAUAUGGUCGGAGAUAUUUUGACUGGUCGCCAAUUAAAACAUAUAUAAUUGUUAUUGUUUAAUUAUUUAUCAUAACUAUUUAUUAAAUGUUUAUGAAUAUUUACUAAAUUACCUAGUACAAUAUAAAAUUGUAACUAUAAUAUUUUAAUAUGUUUUCAGCUGGAUGUUAAAUUUAUUAAAAACUGCACGAAAACGAGAUUUAAACGAAAAUGAUCUGUAUGCAACGUUGAACAAUCAUAAGUCAUCAUUGUUAGGCAAUGAAUUAGAAAAGUAAACCUUUUAAAAAUUAUCACCUGUUUAUUAUCCUGCCAACUGCAGUUGUAUAUGAUCUCUGUAUCACAAAUUUAUCCGGUUUUAGGAAAUGGAAAAACGAACUGAUCAAUGCGAAAAAUGCAAAUCGUGAGCCUAGUUUGUUGAGAGUUUUGUUCCAAAUGUUUGCGGGUCAAAUCUUGAUAAUUGCAUUAGUACAAAUAUUAAUCGAUGUGGUACUAAGGUGAAAAUUACAUAAUUAAUUAUAAACGCGUAUCACAUAUUAUAUAUUUAUGGUUAAGUAUAUGGGUCUUACAUGAUAUGUCUUUGUAUGUUGUGUAAUACAACUUCACUCAGACUCCUUUUUCGUUAACAAUAGAUUAUUGUUGGGUACAGAUAUAAAUUAAAAAUCUCUAUACAUUUAAUCAUCUCAACUUCCCAUCUACAACAGUGUAUUCUAUUAUUCAGAUUCUGGAUGGAGCGAAGAAGCUUAUGAUUUUACAAAGAUGUUAAUUUUUUUUUCAUCUGUGGACAACUUUUUUACUUGUUUGAAUUUCUAUCUGUAGAUUUUCAGAAAAUAAAGGAAAUUGGUUUGUGGAAAUCAUUGUUCAAUUUUUACAAGAGUUUUCUUAUAAAAUUUGAAAAUUCGAAAAAAAAAAAAAACGGAGAAAUGUACGGAAUAUAUUAUUAAAAUAUUAUAAUUUUUUUUUUUCUAUGCAAAACUUUUUAACCAGAAAUUGUGCUCCAAUUUUUAAUGAUAGCGGUGUUUCUGAAAGAAAAUUUUACUAGGGAAAUACUUGAUGGAGGUCAUUUUUCGACAGAAAAAUUUUGAAAAUUGGUACAACAUUAAACAAAUAUUAUUAAAGAAAAUGAUUUUACUUGAUAUAUAUAUUAUUGACAAAGAAUCACUGAACUGCUCUCUUUUUUUCGUAAGCAAUGGUUUAUUGUUGCUUUCAGGUAUACAUUAAAUUAUCUAUAACAGUGGCUGCACCCGUCACCAUUAUCUUAGGACAUCUUUGUUUUUUUAUUGAAAUUAAAAUGUGUUUUAUAUGCAUUUAAAGUGAUUUGUAUAUUUAUUAAUUUAAAAUAAAAGGUUUACCCGACCUAUACUAUUUGGUGGAUUUCUUAUGUAUUUUACUCCGGUUGGGAUCAAUAACGUCGAUAAAAAACAUGCGUAUAUGUAUGCUUUGGGCUUAGUGAUGAACCUAAUGUUAUGUAUUAUUUUAAACCGAUACGUAAUGUCUGAAUUGAGCCAUUGUGGAAUGAAGAUACAAGUUGCGUGUUCUUCGAAAAUAUACAGAAAGGUAAGUAAAUAAAAAAUACUCUUAAAAAAAAAAAAAAAAAACAACAAAAAUUAAUGCAAAUAAAUAUGUGAAAACUGUACGUUUAAUAAUAUUCGUAAUCGAAGAGAAAAAUAACAAUACAAUUUUAAUAAAUAAUAUGUAUUUUAUUUUAGGCCUUGCGUUUAAGUAAGUUGUCACUCGAAGAUUCUACGGCUGGUCUAGCAAUAAAUUUAUUGUCAAACGACCUGAAUAGAUUCGAAGAAGGAUUAAGAUGUGUGAACUAUGUAUGGCUCUGUCCUUUCACAUCGAUCGCGAUCAUUUAUUAUAUGUGGCUAGAAAUCGGUGUUUCGUGCUUAUUUGGAGUGUGUGUAGUUCUUAUGACUAUUCCGUUUCAAGGUUCAAACGACUAUCAUAAGCAUAUCUAAUAAAAUUGACUAAUAAUUAAAAUUUAUUUUUUAUUCAGCGUGGCUGGGAAAAAAAAUGGUAGAAUUUCGAUUAAAAAUAGCUCAAAGGACGGACCAGAGAGUGAGAUUAAUGAACGAAAUAAUAUCGGGUAUACAUGUGAUCAAGAUGUAUACUUGGGAAAAGACGUUCACCUUAUUCGUACAAUAUGCAAGAAAGUAAUAUUAGUUUUGGUAUUUAUAAUAUUUGACAUAAAUAUUCGUAUUUAAUUGUUAAAGGAUGGAAAUUGGAGAGUUAAAAAAAAACACGUAUAUGAAAAUAAUUUUACAAUCGUUAAAAAUAUGUUACAUUCGAUACGCGUUGUUUUUAAGUAUUAUGGCAUACCUGUUAUUAGGAAACAAAAUUGAUACUAAAAAAGUAAAUCAAAUUUAAUAAUAUUAUAUGGGAAGAAAUUUCUAUGUUAUACCAUGCGUCUAAUAAUAUCUAUGCUUCUUAAUUUAUAUGUUUAAACAUGCUCUAGUUCAAGAUAUAGGUAACAAUAUUGAUUGUUAUAAUAUAAUAAUUAUAGAUGUACAUUACAAUAGUUUACUUUGAUGUAUUAAAAACAAUGGUCGUUUCCUAUUUUCCUAAGAGUAUCACGGCCAUAUCCGAAAUGCUUAGUACCAUUGAACGCAUUCAGGUAAAUGAUAUUGUAUAAUUAUUGAUGAUAUUGUAUUAUUAUUAUUCAUUGACUUAUAUUUUAAUAUUUUCGAAAGAAUUUUUUAUUAUAUGACGAAAAAUGCAAACAAGAGACGUUGUUUUUAAAACCCACUGCAGAAAACGUAUCGUGUAACAAUGAAAACGUUUUAUUUGGAGAAGUUAUAUCGUACUCGUGCAACAGUGAUGGCCGACAAUUUACUGAACAAUCGAAUGCAGAUAUCUGUUCAAUAGUCGUUUCGAAUGCUACCGCUAAAUGUUCACUCAAUCAACCGGAAAACUGUUUAAACGAUAUUGAACUAACAAUCGAAUCGGGUCAUUUGGUAGCAAUAAUUGGGCCUGUGGGAUCUGGAAAGGUAUACUUACGUCAUAAUAAUUAUAACAUUAUAUAUCCCUAACAACACAGACCUUUCGGAAAUAUCGCGUUUUAUACCUAGGAAUUUCCUGUUUGGAAACAUUUCGAUCUUUCCGGGUUAUAGCAGUUUUAUUCUUAAUUGAUGUUUAACCAAUAAAUCUGAUAUUUGUGUUAUGCAUAUUAAGAUGUCUAAACAAAUUUACUAUAUUCGAAUCAGUUGUCCACGGUUUUCAAAUGGUCUCUAUUUGAAAAAUAAAAGUACAUUCUUAUUUAAAGUAUAUGAAGUAUAAAAAAUUAAAAAUGGUGAUAAAAUAAAGCUUAAUUGUUUCAUUAAUGAUUACAAAUCUAAACAAUUUCCAAAUUUUAUAUUCCUUGAUGGUAAAAUUGAUGUUAAGGCGAUUGCGGACUGUAAUUAUUUCUUUUCUGUAUUUAGAUCAUCUUUUUUUUAAUUUGAUACGUCUACCGUUCUUUCUGUCAUCUAAAAGUUACAUAAUAUCCCCUUGUCUAACUGUAGUAUUUCUCUGGAUGCGGUAUCCGAUAGCUUACGCACACUUAGUUGAAGUCUCCUGGCUCUGACAGAGUUCUAGUAACUUUCUUGCAAACCUAUUAGAUUCCAUAGACUAUCCGAUUUUACUUUUGUAUUCGAUGAGGGGGUUUUCUGUUUAUCUGGAAAAUAUGCGAUAUUACCUCGGUUUUUAAAAGAGAUGACUAGUCUAACGUUAAAAAUUAUCGACCGAUUUCUAGAUUUCUUCAAAUUGGCAAACUAUUAAAAAAAUUCGUUUUUAGACAUAAUUAAACCAGCCUAUAAUAUAUUAAAUAAAAGCCAACAUAGGUUCAGGCCAGGAAAAUCAACUAAAACAUGUAAUUUAUCUCUGCAGUAAUUUAUACUUGACUCUUUUAAGGAAAAUUAUUAGGUCGAUAUAAUAUGCACUGAUUUUGAGAAGGCCUUUGAUCACGUCGAUCAUAAAUUAUUGACUGUGGCAAUGGACCAACUACGGUUUGGCUACCCUUUGUUAUCUUGGUUUAAUUCUUAUUUCACUAACAGGUCUCAGUUAAUUAACGUCCGUGGUUUCUUCUCGAGUAUGUCAGUUAGCCGAGGAGUCAGUUCCUUUAGAAACCCCUCAAGGUGAUCACUUAUCACCUGUCUAAUUUAUUAAUGAUAUCUUCUCGAUUCUUAAAAAAACGUUAUAUUCUUUUUUUGCAGAAAAUUUAAAAAUCUUCAACUUGAGUUUCUUUAACAUACAACUGUUUAGUUUUUCAAGAGCAAUUAAAUAUUUUAUUCGACUGUUACCAAAACUGAGGAAUGAGCCUUAAUACUAGUAAAUGACACUGGAUGGGUUUUUAUAGAACCGCGGUCAUAUAAGUCAUACGUUUGUUAUAAAUAACAUUAAACUCAAUGCAGUUACUUCACUUAAAGACAUAUGAAUAACUUUAACAAGUAAUUUAAAUUUUUGGGAACAUAUUGAGUGUGUCGUACAACAAUGUUUUGUGUUUUAGGUUUUGUUAAGCGUCACAUUUUGGAUUUUAGAGAUUUACGUUUAUUUAAGUUUCUUUAUUAUGAUUUUGUUAGAUUCAUUUUUGAAUAUGCACUAUCUAUUUGGAGUCUAUAUUAAAAAUUAGACAUUAAUUUCAUUGAGCACGUCCAAAAAUUUUCUGAGAUUCAUUGUUUUUAAAUUCAAUAUAAUUAUUAAUAACCAUGAUUAUAUGCGAGUUAGGUUCUUUUUAGGUAUUCUGACUCUUGCUUCUAGACUUAAUAUAGAUGCUCCCGAUUUAUUAAUUAGUAUCCCUUUUAACAUUCUAGCUUACAAUAAUCAUUUAAUCUCUUUUUUUAUAUACCGAUAUACAGAACAAAUUAUUUGAAAUACUCCCCUAUUCCGAGGGCUAUGGCUUUAUGUAAAAAACUUCCAAGAAAUGUGGAUUUUUUUCUUUUAACUUUUAACGGAAAUUAAAAAUUUUGUAUUUAUAUGUGAUACUAAGUAAUACAAAACUACUAUAUCGUUUAUUUAAUUUAUUAUCUCUUAAUAUAUAAUCUCUAAACUGUUUUAUGGUAUUGGGUUUCUGUCCAUUUUAUUCUUCUUUUGAAUGCAUUAUUAUUAUUAAAAAAAAAAAAAAAAAAAUAGAAAUCAAAUAUUCACUUAAAAUCUUUUGCUGGUUUACGAUAGUAAAAAGGUUUAGUAUUAUUUUUAAUUAUUAUUUAACUUUCUAUUACCACAGAGUUCGUUGAUCCAAGUGAUUUUAGGCGAAUUGCCUCUCUCUAAAGGAUCAGUUUCCGUCCACGGUGUUGUUUCAUAUGCUUCGCAAGAACCGUGGUUAUUUAACGGCUCUGUACGGCAAAAUAUCAUAUUCAGUUCGCCAAUCGAUGAAUCACGUUAUUCAAAAGUACUUACAUGAAAUGAAAAUAAACGAAUCACCUAAUAAUUGAACGUGAUGGCAUUGUUUUUUUAUUUUAGAAUAAAAUAUUUUACCGAUUAUUGUAAUUCAUAGGUAAUACAAGUAUGUGCAUUGGAAACAGAUCUAACGCAACUUCCAUACGGUGAUAGAACAUUUGUGGGAGAUAGAGGAGUAUCUUUGAGCGGCGGACAAAGAGCGAGAAUAAAUUUGGCCAGGUGAGUACUGAAGAGACCGUAUAGUUAUAAUAAAUAUCUAACGGCAGUAGGCAUGUAUUGUGAAAACAGAUCACCUAUUGCUGUCGGUUAUUUUGAAAAAAAAUAUAGUAUAAUAAAUGACGAUAUCACAAGUUUUAAUAUUAUUACUGUUGUUUAAAAAUAUGUUUUGUUACAGAGCCGUGUACAAACAAGCUGAUAUAUAUUUACUGGACGAUCCACUGUCGGCCGUUGACACUUCUGUUGGCAAACAUUUAUUCGACAAGUGUAUUAAUGGCACGUAAAAAUGUUUAUAAUAAAAUGGUUUAAAAAAAUAAUAUUUUUCCUUCUUCGUCACUCGUUAAUAGAUUAGACUUGUAGGUAACCCAUCUAGCCUAUUAUUAUUUUUCGAUUUUCAAAUAGCUUUUAUGUACAGUGAUCUUAAAUCGAAAAAUUUUUAUUGGGUUUUCAAUUUGCCAAGAUGAAAUUUACUGAACAUGUUGGGAAAAAUGAAUAAAUUACCAUUUAUAAAUUUGAGAAUCUACUGCUUUCAAAAUCAACUCGAAUCAUUUUAAGAGUUUGAAUGAAAAAUUAAGUGAAAAACACAUUUUAUUUAAAAAAAAUUCUACAUCUUAAGGAAUGCUUUCUUUUUUUCUGAGGGGCUGGGGGGGGGGUGAAUCACAACAUGAAGGAACUGUAUCAGCAAUACUCGUCCUCCCAUGUAAAAUGGUUUAUUAGUUUAAUCAUUAAUAAAGUACUAAACCCAUCUCGCCAAUGUGUUCAUCAUAUUCUUUGACUUUAAUUAAGACAGGUUCAACAUUUUCAAAAUAAUUUAUCAUUUGAAUGCAAUGUUUUGCUUUGCGUAAUCCUUCAUACUGAGCAUCCAUCUUUAAUUUCAUAGCAUUUUAUAAAGUAAUUUCUAAGUGUUACACUUUUUCGUUAUAGGGUACCUCAGAGAAAAAACGCGUAUUCUUAUAACACAUCAAACUCAAUACUUGAAAAAUGUAGACAAAAUUGUCGUGAUGGAAAAUGUUAGUAAGGAAUUUUAUUAUACUAUUACGAAAUGUAAUAGUUUCAAAGGUAAAGCGAUAAACAUUUUUUUUUUACAUUUUAGUCAAAUAUAACAGGAGAGGGUUCGUUGCAGGAACUUCAAACGAAUAGUUUAGAUUUAUUAAAAUCAUUAGGAUGUAUGGAAGAAACGCCGAUUAUAAACGAUCAAGAUACCCUCAGUAAAAAUGAGGCCGAAUCUAAUUACUCGCACCCUCUCCAUGUGUUAUCUCUAACUGCUACCGAUAAUAACAACAAGUCAACGGGAAUUAACAAAGAACGAGUGGAAAUGACUGAACAACAAUCUUCUGGAAACGCUCUGGAAAAUAAUUAUUCGGCAUACAUAUCGGCCGGUGGAAGUGUUUGUCAAAUAUUAUUUUUAAUAUUCAUAUGCAUUUUGACUGAAAUACUCGGCACCGGUGGAGAUUGGUGGAUAAGUUAUUGGUAUGUUGAAUAAGCCACUUUUCUUACACAAAUGUUCAGUUGGUAAUUUUAAUUGUUGAUGAUUUUUGUAUUUUUUUUCAUUAAAGGAUGAUUCUAGAAGAUAAUGUUUUUUCUAACGUGACAAAUGUAUCUGGAACUAUAAUUAAUAAUACAUUAAUUGAUAACGACCCAUUUAAAAUAUCGUUAUUAUGGCCGAUUUCUCAUCAAUCGUGCGUUAUUAUUUACAACAUUUUAAUUAUAUCGUUUUUAGUGGUUAUCAUUAUCAGAACGAUUAUAUUAAGAUCGUUUUUUACGAGAACUUCCAUAAACUUACAUAACAAGAUGUUUAACGCGAUUAUCAGAGCUACAAUGUUUUUCUUCAACACAAACUCAUCAGGUAACAAACCUGAAAUGAUAGUUAUUUUCAAUCGAAAUCAACAAUAACCUAUCUGUAUACAAUAAUAUUUUUGUUCACUAGGGCGUAUUCUUAACCGCUUCGCUAAUGAUAUGGGAACGAUCGACGAAAGUUUAACACGGCCCAUAUUGGAUACCGUAUCUGUAAUAAAAUUUAAAAUUGUCAUAUACAGUGACUAUAUAUUAUAUACACAAUGGUUCAGAACAGUGGCGCCGAAUCAGUUUUGAAAUGGUCAAGUCUUAGUAGUCCUAAACCCUCACUUACCUAUAUAGAUAUAAGCAGGAUAACCUCUGUCACUGUGUCCAUUAUACAGUGUCGGAAAGGAGCGCCUUCCUUUCAAAUAUAGAAACAAGGAACUGGAAAAAGUUUCUAUUUAUGAGGCACGUGAAUGCAAAUUUCCGUUCAUUCUAAUUAUCAAUAAAAAUACGAAACUCACGUUUUUUAAUGAUAAUAUUGUUUAGUAAUUAUCAAGUGUUGAUAUUACUUCGUCAGUUACUAAUAAAUUACCACAGUAUACACAGUGGCGCCAAACCAUAUUUUAAGAAGGUAGACAAGUAAAAAGUUGCAUAGAUCACUACCCUCAUUUAGAAAACAAACUCUUAUACAACACUCAAUUAAUAUUUCAUGCAUUCCAAUUCAAUAAAAAAAAAUGGAUCAGGUACCCAUCAUGGAUCCACCAAAACCCACCCAUAAAAAAGAGAGUGGUGACCGUCACCCUUGACUGUUGAUUUCGACGCUACUGAGUAUACAUAUUAUUGCAAUAAGACCAUUCCAAUUUUUCUAUUUUUAUUAACACACAGGGUACAUAAUAUGAUAAUAUUAAUAUAAAUCACGGUUGUAUACUUGAUAUAUUUGUAUACUAAAUGAUAUUUAAACACGGAAGGCAAAUUCUAUCUAACUAUUAACUACCAACACACCAAAAAUAUCGGAGCCGGUAAAUUGUGUUCUCAAAAAAAAGCCAUAGUCGUAUACUAUGUAAAUUGCGGCCGGGUAUAUUUCGUAGAAUAUUAUAGGCCCAAAUAUUUUUUGUGUAUACGUAAAUUACGUUUAAGACGUUUUUUACAAAAUCAAUAUUAUCUUUCCCAUUUUUCAGACUUAGGACUAUAGGACUAUCAAUAUAAUUGUAUUAAUAUUUUAGCAAUUGUGAAAACGAAAUUUGAACGAAAACAUCAACCAAUCUCAACUUUUUAUUCCUUCGCUUUUCAUAUCGUUCAUUUUUAUUAAAUUUAAAAAAAUUAAUUCUUAUAAUUUUUGAAUCAGGUUCUUAAUUAUACAUACAUGGUAGUACAUUUUUAGAUUCUGAGUGUAGCGAAGAAUGUAUUAGUUUUACUAAGAUGUUUUUUUUUUCUUUUACUGUGUUCAAAAAUUCGACCAGAAGCCUUGCUCAGAUAUUUACACAUGGCACCAUUUUUAAAAGGGAAUAUUGUUCAAAUAGUACUUUUAGGAGGUCAUUUUUUGAUUUUCCAUGCGGUCUUCAUAAUAUCUAGGAAAAACCAGGAUAAAACGUAAGAAAACGGAAAUUUCAUAAAGAUAUUGCAUCUAUUAUUUUUCAAUUUUGUUAUUUGUUGUGAUUCAUUUAAAAAUACUCAUAGAGACUUGAAAUUUAGUCAGAAAAUUUAUAUUUGAUUUUUCUAGACGUGGUAAAAAUUUUAAAAAAUUUAAACCAUUUUUGGGCUAUUUGUAAACAUUUUAAUUUUGUGUGUUUUGUAAGUAAUUUUUAUUUGGUAAGUACUCUAUGGUAAAAUUGUUAAAAUUAAUAGAAAUGCUUGAAAAUUUAACAGGAGGUUCGUUAAGAGUCUUACUUUGUGGUUAAAAAUAAAAAUUAGAGUUUAAUGAAGUAUUGUUUUUUAUAAAGGAAUUUUAAUAACAAAUUUUGACGAACAUUGUUGAGUAAAAAAUUACGUAGAACAAAUCUAAUUUUUCAAUUUUCUUUUUUUUUGAGCAUAUGUAUAAUGCCAGUAUGAGCAAAAUGGUGAAUUCAGAAUUGAGCGGAUUAACUAAGUUUCGAAAUUAUAGUUUUUUAAAGUUCUAAUAGUAUGCGGAUAUUAUAUGUUUCGUUAAAUCCCUAAGUAUUGUCUUCUCUAAAGUUUUUUUGUAAUAGCUAAAUAGUAUGCAUACCUAUUUUACCCUAGAGUUCGCGAGUUUGAACCCGUGUUUCAAAAAAAACUUUUUACAUUUUUUUCUCUUUUAACUAAACAAGGAAAAAAAUACGUUUUGAGUGUACUUAAAGAUCCAAGCCAUUGCUCACUCGGACUAUUUUAAUCGCAAAAUACCCCUCGAUAUGUUAUGCAAAAUUUUCUAUCAAAAAUCUUGCUCUGAUGUAUCAAUGGGAGCUUAUUUUCUUAAAAGGAAAUUUAAUCUCCAUAGUAACUUGAGUAGGUUAAUUUUUGAUUUUCUUAGGAAAUUCCCAAUAAAUGAGAAAAAUCGUGAAAAACGGAGAAAAACGAAAAAAUGUACCAAAUACAUUAGUAAAAUAUUAAGUUUUCUUUUUCUGUAGAUAACUUUUCUACCAGAAAACUUUCGCUUCAAUUUACAAUGAUAGAAUUUUUCUAAAAGGAAAUCUGACUAGGAGGUACUUUAGAGUAGUAAUUUUUCGAUUUUUACUAGAGUUUUUCCGGAAAAUGUGAAAACCGGGGAAAAAAUUGGAAAACCGAGAAAAACGCAGAAAAAACGAAAAAAUUGGUACAAUAUUAAACAAAUAUUAUUAAAGAAAAUAUAUAAUACCUAUUUAACUAUUUUAUUAUAAUAUGAUAUAUAUAUAUUGUUGACAAAUCAUCACUAUCUACUAAACUCCGUUCAGAAUCGUUUUUUCGUUAACAAUGGUUUAUCGUUGCUUACAGAUAUACAUUAAAUUACCUAUAACAGUGGCUACACCCGACCCCAUUAUCCCAGGACGUAUUUUUUAAUGAUAUAAGUACAUAGUUUACUUAUACAUUUUUAAUACAAAUUUUUACCUGAUAUUCUUUAUUACUAAUUGUUAAUAAUACAUUUUUCAAUUAUAAACAAAAAACUAUUAACCAAUAUGUUAAACCAUAUUUAACCAUACAAAUCUUAAAACAAUUAUAUUUCCAAUACUAAAUCUGACAAAUAAAAAGGAAAAUACUGAUUUUGCAAAAAAAAGUCUUAGACGCAAUUUAAUUGUGUAAAAUAUAUCUAUGUUUUUAUUUAUGUGUGUAUACAAUAUACUCGGUUUGCAAUUUAUGUAUGUAUAAAAUAUACCUAGGCCGUAAUUUAAUAUGAUUUAAUUUAAAUGGGUCGUCAUUUCAAAAAUAUCAUCCGGCUCAUGACCAAACCUAAAUCUCUUGUUCGGCGCCACUGGUUCAGAAUAAUAUAAAAGCUAAUAUUUCAUUUGUUUUCUUUUCUUUUCUAUAGAACGGUUUAUGUUUUAUAGCCAUUAUAUUCGUAAUCGGACAGAGUAAUAUCUAUUUUUACAUCCCUGUGUUUUUUACCACAAUACUAUCUUAUUAUACCAUGGUAUAUUAUUUAUCGACAUCACGUAGUAUCAACAUUUUGGAAAGAGUUUGUAUGUGUAUUUCAAUAAGAUAAAAAUAUAUACAUAUAUAUUUCAUUCAAACCAAAAUAACCUAAAUAAUAUUAUUGUAUUUUUGUUUUUAAAAUAUCAUACGUAGCCCGAAGUCCUAUAUACGGACAUAUGGACACGUCUUUUCGAGGUUUAAUAACGAUUAGAGCGUUCGAAGCGGAAGACAUAUUGAUCAAAGAGUUUGAUGACCGCCAGGUAAAACCAAAGAAUUGAACAGCGUAACUUUAUUCUAUUUAUAAAUAAAAAAAUGCAUAUUUUAUUAUUAUUUAUACUGUCUGUUUUAUUAUUUUUAGGAUUUACAUUCUUCAGCUGCGUUUGUAUUAAUUUAUUCUAGGAACGCGUUUAGUUUGGUGAUUAAUUUGAUUAGCCUUACUUAUUUUAGUAUUUUAACGUUUAGUUUCUUAGUUAUUGAUCACGGUAAGUUUACAAAUUAUAAACACGUACUAAAAUAAUCUCCAGUGUUUAACGAUAAUAUUAUUUGUGUACCAAUAAUUUCAGAUAAUACAUAUGGCGGAAAUGUCGGUUUGGUUAUAACUCAAGCGAUAAAUUUGAUGAACAUGUUGCAAUUAGGAAUAUUACAAACUACAGAAAUCGAUAAUUUUAUGUUGUCUGUAGAGAGAGUUCUGGAGUAUGCAAACUUGCCACAAGAAUCUGCCCUCGAGUCCACACCGGGUAAAUUAUUAAAAUAUACAAUAAUAUUGUCAUUUAAUAGUAUAGGUAUAACCAUUUUUUUUUAUUAGUUUAAACGUGGUCAAUUUUUUUUUUUUUAAUUGUUUGAGUUUAAUGUAGUAUGUGUUUUGUAUGAGUGUCACGUAUUUGUAUCAUGCUGCAUAUUGUCAGAUGAAUCUAAUCGAAGUUUUGUUUAUAUAUAUAUAUAUAUAUUUAUUGACACUUUGCAACAUUCACACGAGAAUCGCAAAAAAAUGUCUUCUUGAAUCUCCUUAUUUUUGGAGGAGGGGAUGAGUGCUGUACAUUUUGCUUUUAAUAGUCCCAUAGAUAACCCUUCAAGAAAAAAAAAAAUCGUAUACCGACAAUGUCGACUAUCUUAGUUUAAAUUAUUUUGAAAUAUUGGGAUAAAAAUAACAGUGUUUAAUUUUUUUUUUUCAAGAUAAACAACCUCCUGACGAAUGGCCAAGCGAGGGACAAAUUGUUUUUAAAAAGUUUUGUCUACGCUAUAGUCCGGAUACACCCUAUGUUUUGAAAAACGUUAAUAUUAAAAUUCAACCAAUGGAAAAAGUAAUGCUAGGCGAUUAAUAUAUCUGAUACAUAAUUAUUUUUCGGUACCUAGUUAAUAAAGUUUUAAUGGAAAUGUUAUUGGUACGUUUAGAUCGGAAUUGUCGGUCGAACCGGCGCCGGAAAAUCGUCGUUAAUAAGUGCGUUAUUUAGAUUAGCUUUGAACGAGGGCAGUAUCAUCAUUGAUGGUGUAGAAAUACACGAUUUGGGACUACACGAUUUGCGAUCCAAACUUUCAAUAAUUCCACAAGAACCGAUACUAUUCUCGGGGACCAUGCGAACGAAUCUGGAUCCUUUUAACGAAUAUCCCGAUCACAUUCUUUGGAAUGCUUUAGACGAAGUACCUAUAUACACUAAUUUAUUUAAUUAUUUGUAAUAUUACCACUGUCGUAGACUGGUUCUCCAUUCUUUACUUGCCUUUAUUUUAGGUUUCCUAAAUUUUUUGAAUCUCAAUAUAUUUAAUUUAUCCUAUACAAUAGUUACGAGAUCGUCUCGUAGUUGACUUCCCUCCAAUCACCGUAUCCUCUAGCUUUAGUUAUAUUGUAUAAAUUCGGAACAAUUUCAACCAUUUUCCAACGUCGUGCUUUAAUAAUUCUUGGUAACAGUUUAUUUGUUUCCACUCUAUCUAAUUUAUCGUUUUGCAUGUCUCCAUAAUCACACCUGAAAAACUUUUAAUAUUUUUGUUUUCUUAACUUUAUAUUGUUAAAAAUAAUAAAUAUUAUUAUAUUUUAGGUACAACUAAAAGAUAUCGUAGAAGACUUACCCGGCGGUUUGAAUGCGAAAAUAUCCGAAAGCGGUGCAAAUUUCAGCGUUGGUCAAAAACAGUUAGUGUGUUUGGCCAGAGGUAUAUUGCGAAGUAAUCGAAUUCUUAUAUUGGACGAAGCUACCGCUAAUAUCGAUUCAAAGUAAUACAAAUUUUCCAAAACCGUACUAUUUAUAGAUAUUACCGGCCCUUUAAUUAUUCUUAAGUAUUACUUAUAAAAUAUAUACUCCAGUAAUGUUAUAUCUGUAUAUAUCAGGACUGGCGCGUUGAUUCAAAAUACUAUUAAACAUAAAUUUCGAUUAUGCACAAUACUAACUAUUGCUCACCGUUUGGACACUGUCAUGGACUCUGACAAGGUGCUUGUCAUGGACCGUGGCACGAUGGUGGAAUUCGAUCAUCCUUAUUGUCUGUUAAAAAACAAAAAUGGAUUCUUCUGCAAAAUGGUCGAUCAGACGGGAGAAGUUACGGCUCUUUUGUUGCGUACUAUGGCGAAAGAGGUAAACAUACAAAUGAUUGUAAUGUUAUUGUGUAUAUUUAAUUUUAUAGCAAAUAAUUAAAAUAAUGAUUUAACCUUUGUGUAUAGAGUUAUAAAACUUUGAAUGGGACAACAGAACUUCCAUCAAAAAUGAUCGUGUCAGGAUUAGACGACUAUAGCUGA